This is a messenger RNA of Gambusia affinis (western mosquitofish), 1366 nucleotides long. RefSeq names its product crystallin, gamma N2 (gene crygn2). Lineage: Eukaryota; Metazoa; Chordata; Actinopteri; Cyprinodontiformes; Poeciliidae. The transcript has 8 exons. Gene Ontology annotation, molecular function: structural constituent of eye lens. Gene Ontology annotation, biological process: lens development in camera-type eye; visual perception. The record is from RefSeq and is a predicted model, not a curated record. The coding region runs from base 715 to 1275 and encodes 186 amino acids.
GUCCGACCGGCCAAUGGCUGCCGCGGUCUCAUUAAUUAUGCGGUGGGUCCAGCAGAAAGACGAUGCGGAGGUUCUGAGGUUCCGAAGGUCCAACUGGAUGAUCCAGAUGAGACUAUACCGUCGCCAUAAUCUCGGAAGAUCGCUGUCAUGUGCUACAGGUCGGUGGGUAUGUCCAGAACCACCGGAACCAGGCAGAAUCAGGCCGUUAGAGUCAGUCUCCAGGUUCUGGUAGGAUAAAUAUCUGUCCUGUCUGCGGUCCAGAUGAAGCCGGCCGGAAUAAAAGAUGAGCUGGUUCAAAGUUGAUGGUGUAGAACCAGAAUCGGUCUGACCCAGAAAUUGGCAGCCAAUUGGCUGGUCUGGCUGGUGUGGUCCUGGUGCUGCGGCUGAGAGCAGAGUGGUCCAGAACCGGUCCAGAACCUUCAGAACCUCCUGUGUGUCUCUGUCUGAAGGGAAGUCUUCGCUCACCGUCCAGUUGGUGGAUUCCUGCGAUCCCACCAUAGAUGACACUUUCACUAAGACCAUGACGGCGACCGGUCAGCAGGUGGACACGGCCGGACAGAUCCUGGUUCUGAUGGAGUGGGCUGCUACUGGUUCUGGGUUUGGUACCAGACGUCCUCCUGGCAGGUACGGAGCCACCAGAACAUCCGGUACCGGUUCCACCCUGACGGUUCUGUGGUUGUGCCUGUCCAGGUGAUCCAGGAGAAGCUUCUGGACAUGGAAACCCAUCAUCCUGGACAUGGAGAGAUCACCUUCUACGAGGGGCGGUGCUUCACCGGCAGGAAGCUGGAGGUCAGAGGUGACUGUGAUAACUUCCAGGACCGCGGCUUCAUGAACAGAGUGAACUCCAUCCGGGUGGAGAGCGGAGCCUGGAUCUGCUACGACCAUCCGGACUUCAGGGGGCAGCAGUACAUCCUGGAGCACGGAGAAUACCCAGAGUUCCAGAGGUGGAACUCCCACAACGACCACAUGGGGUCCUGCAAGCCCAUCCGCAUGCAUGGAGAGCACUACCGCAUCGAGCUGUUCGAGGCCUGCAACUUCUCCGGUCAGUGCAUGGACAUCUGCGACGACUGUCCCUUCCUGCAGAGCCGCGGCUUCUCCAAGAGCUGCAUCAACUCCGUCAGGGUCUACGGAGACGGAGCCUGGGUGAUGUACGAGGAGCCCAACUUCCGGGGCCGGAUGUACAUCGUGGAGCGCGGGAACUACUGCAGCCCGACGGAGUGGCAGGCCCAGAACCCGAACAUCCAGUCCAUCCGCAGAAUCGUCAACUACUUCUGAUCCUUCCUCCUCCUCUUCCUCCUCCUCCUCCUCCUCCUCCUCCUCUUCCUCAGCAGGCAGAUCAAUAAACUGAGAGGAAUCCAGUUUUUUA